This is a messenger RNA of Lepus europaeus (European hare), 4273 nucleotides long. RefSeq names its product developmentally-regulated GTP-binding protein 1-like. The record is from RefSeq and is a predicted model, not a curated record. Gene Ontology annotation, cellular component: cytoplasm. Gene Ontology annotation, molecular function: GTP binding; GTPase activity. Gene Ontology annotation, biological process: cytoplasmic translation. Lineage: Eukaryota; Metazoa; Chordata; Mammalia; Lagomorpha; Leporidae.
CCGACCUGAGUGGCGGCGGCGGCGGGUCCGCCGGCGGGCGUUUGAGAGGCGACAGGCAGUGUGGUGGCCGCCGCGGCCCCCGCCGGAACUCGCCACCAUGAGUAGCACGUUAGCAAAGAUCGCGGAGAUCGAAGCUGAGAUGGCUCGGACUCAGAAGAACAAGGCCACAGCGCACCACCUAGGGCUGCUGAAGGCGCGCCUGGCCAAGCUCCGCAGGGAGCUCAUUACUCCGAAGGGUGGGGGCGGCGGCGGCCCCGGAGAAGGUUUCGAUGUGGCCAAAACAGGCGAUGCUCGGAUCGGGUUUGUGGGUUUUCCACCUGUGGGGAAGUCAACGCUGCUCAGUAACCUGGCAGGGGUGUAUUCCGAGGUGGCAGCCUAUGAGUUCACCACUCUCACCACUGUGCCUGGUGUCAUCAGAUACAAGGGUGCCAAGAUCCAGCUCCUGGAUCUCCCAGGCAUCAUUGAAGGUGCCAAGGAUGGGAAAGGUAGAGGCCGUCAAGUCAUUGCAGUGGCUAGAACCUGUAACUUGACUAUUGUUCUGGAUGUCCUGAAACCCUUGGGACAUAAGAAGAUCAUUGAAAAUGAGCUGGAAGGCUUUGGCAUUCGUUUGAACAGCAAACCUCCCAACAUUGGCUUUAAGAAGAAGGACAAAGGAGGCAUUAAUCUCACGGCUACUUGCCCGCAGAGUGAACUGGAUGCGGAAACCGUGAAGAGCAUUCUGGCUGAAUACAAAAUCCACAAUGCGGACGUGACUCUGCGCAGCGAUGCCACGGCUGAUGACCUCAUCGACGUGGUGGAAGGAAACAGAGUUUAUAUCCCUUGUAUCUAUGUUUUAAACAAGAUUGAUCAGAUCUCCAUUGAGGAACUGGAUAUCAUCUAUAAGGUGCCUCACUGUGUGCCGAUCUCUGCUCAUCACCGCUGGAACUUUGAUGACCUGUUGGAGAAGAUCUGGGACUACCUGAAACUAGUGAGGAUUUACACCAAGCCCAAGGGCCAGUUACCGGAUUACACGUCCCCGGUGGUGCUGCCUUACUCGAGGACCACGGUGGAGGAUUUCUGCAUGAAAAUUCACAAGAAUCUUAUCAAGGAGUUUAAGUAACCCCCAGUGAGACGGUGAGGCUUCUCAAGGGAAGGCCUGUCCUCGAGGUUGUGUGCCGAGUGCUGCUGGCCACAGCAUGGAAGUCACGUGGUCUCAUGGGAGCAGGUCAGACAUGUGUACCUCCACCUGGGUGAGGCAGGGUCUUGUGUGUUGUGUGAUGGUGAGUCUGGAUGCACCAGAUGCUGCUGGCUGCCCCUCACCUGCUGCCACGCACCACCAGGACAUGGUUAAGAAAGCAGCUGGCCCUCUGUGACUGUCUCAGAGGGUGAAGUGCCGUAGCUCAGACACCGGGGAGUCCACACAGAGGUACACACCUUGCUGUGGAAGGAGACGCAGAGCCUGCUCACAGCCUGCACAGGGACCCUGGAGAAGGGCAAGCUUGGCUGUGUUCUAACAGGAAGGAGUCUACACAUCACCAGGCAACAGACUGGGCAGCCGGCAGCUCUCACUGAACUGCUUCAAGACCCUGUGCAGCUUGUUGGAGAGCACACACAGAUGGCGUCACGGUAGCACACGGAGUGACCAUGAUCUGUCCCUUUGUCUGCUGCGGUGGGUGUGCAGCAGGGGCCUCUGUGUAGCAACAGACUGUGUACAAUGCAGAAUCAGAGAGCGCUACGGAGGCUGGGAAGCGCUCCUAGCGAGUGUGUGCAGCCACCGCCCUUGAGUGGCAAAGCUGCCCGCCCCAGGACAGCCCCAAAUAAGCCACCUUGGACCCAGUGAUUUCUGUAUUCACUCACUUCAGCAUUAUUCAUUAUGUUUCAUGGAAAGACAAGAAAACAGAUCUCCCAUUGACUGGAUCACUCCCUUUGAAUUUGCCUCACUUGACGUUAUCGGACUGCCUCUGGUCAUGUUGCCAUUCUUUGUGUGGCAAGCACUUUAUUGUGUCUGUCUUGUGGAGACUUGGUACCAUUUGCUUUUUAAUUUGAAGGCACCUUUAUGAGACUUCCAGUGGGCUGCCUCUGUGGUCCUCCAGGGCUCAUGGUCUACGUUAAUAGGAUCUGGCUGGCCUUCAGAUGUCAUCUAGCAUCUACCUGUGACACUAUAUUGAGGACAUCAUUUCAACUGAUAAUCAAGAGGAGGAGGAAAGUAGGAAAAAUGGGCCUGGAACAUCAGCAACUGACUUCCUGACCCAGUGGCUGGGGGCCUUAGUCCCAGAGAUGAGCGCUUGCAACCUCAGAUUUUUGGUCUAUAUUUUGAAAAAGGAGUUCAGAAAAAUUCAUCACACAUCCACAUGUAUCUCCUUUUCCUCGAUGAUUCGGUUUCAACCCAGGAAGCCCAGCAUAGUUUACUUCCUAAUGACACCAACUUCCUCACCUCUACUGGAUCCUAAGACCCACCUGUCUCACCAGUCACCCACAAGGAUGCGCCUUGGUCCGGUGUACUUCCGAAGAAAAAGCUAAGGACUGCUCAGUGGAUAGCUUUUGGUUCUGAGGGUUGCAUGGGUAAAGGACUUCAAAUUAGCUUGGAGCUUUUAGUGACACAGAGAGUUUGGACUACCUCACUCAGAACCGUGAGCCGGGCCCUCCAGCCACUGAGAAUCUCUUGUGAAGUGGAAGUGCUAUUUUCAGAGAUCAAGCAAAUUCAUUCCUGAGGGGUCUGUGUGCUUGAUGAGGAUGUCAGCCUCUGACACGUCGUCUAUUUGGAGAGCCACCAUUCGUCAUCUCACAUCAGACGCCAGAUACAGGGGUCGUGUCAUGUGUCUCAAGGCGCAGAACUUGUGAGCACCUACUGAUUCCUGAGCAGUGCACCCUCAUCCAAGUCCAUCUUGAACUUCAUAUGUCCACCAAUUCUUGGGACAUCACCAAUUGCUAGUGGCCUUUGUGUGCGCCGGCUGCAGCAGCCAUUGGUGGGUGAACCAAUGGAAAAAGGAAGACCUUUCUCUCUGUCUCUCUCACUGUCCACUCUGCCUGUCCAAAAAAAAAAAAAAAGUCUCCUUACGUUUUAUUCCAACAGUUUCGUAUUUUCAGGUCUCAGGUUUAGGUUUGGUCCAUCUGAGUUGAUUUUUAUAUGUGGUGAAAGGUAAACAUUUAAUUCUGUAUAUUUAUAUCUAGUAUUGUCAGCACCACGUAUUGAAAAUACUGUGGGAUUUCCAUCAAAAAUCAGCUAGCUGUUAUCUAUGAAUAUUUGUUUUUAUGUAUUUUUUGUGUUUUCAUUGAUGUUUAUACCCACUUCAUGCCAGUGUCAUCCUAUUUUAAUUACUAUUCCUUGGUGAAAUCAGGUAUUGUUAUGCCCCCAGCUUUAUAUUUUUUGUGUGUAGGGUCACUUUGGCUGCUCUUGGUCUUCUGUGGUUCCAUAUGAAUGUUUGAAUUUUUUUUUCUGACUGUAUAAAGAAUGUCAUUGGUAUUUUGAUAGGAGUUGCAUUGAAUCUGUAGAUUUCCUAGAGAAGAUGAACAUUUUAAUGUUAAUUCUUCUAAUUCAUGAGCAGAGGAUAUCUCUACAUUUUCAUAUGUCUGAUGAUUUAUUUCAUCAGUGCUUUAUAAUUUUAUUGUGAUCUUUCACUUAUUUGGUUAAAUUAAUUACUAAAUAUUUAACUUUGUAGCUAUUGUAAAUUUAGGUUUCUUUUUUCCUGUCUCAUACUUUUUAUUUUAUUUAAGAUACACAAAUUUCAUGUAUUUCAUAUAUACAGAUACAGGAAGAUGGUGACACAUUCCACUCUACCCUCCACCCCUCCCGUAUUCCCAUCCUUCUUCCUCUUCCCUCUCCUAUUCCCAUUCUUACUUUUUACAAAGAUCUUAAACUUACCUUUAGAGAGGAUCAUUAUUGGUGUGGAAGAAUGCAACUUUUUUUGUACAUUGAUUUUGUAUCCUGUGACUUACUGGUUUAUCACUCCCAACAUAUUUUACUGCAGUGUUUUAAGUUUUUCCAUCUAAAAUCAUGUCUUCUCGAAAAACAGAUAUUUUGUCUUUCUCCUUCCCAAUUUUCAUCCUUUAUUUCUUUUCUUUACCUGAGUACUCUUGUGAGUACUUGAGGUAUUACAUGGACUAAGAAUGGUUUAUGUGGAGUUCUUCUCUUGUUCCAAAACUCAGGGGAAUUGUUUUCUGCUUUUUCCCAUUAGGUAUGACAUUGGCUAUUGUUUUAUCAUAUAGAUUUGAUAAUUUUGAGCUAUGUUUUUUUUUUAUCAUGAAGGGAUGUUGAAUCUUGUGACAGAAGCAUUCUCUGCAUCUAUUGAGCUGU